Molecule: messenger RNA, 1052 nt
Organism: Apodemus sylvaticus (European woodmouse)
Lineage: Eukaryota; Metazoa; Chordata; Mammalia; Rodentia; Muridae
Gene: Spata33
Product: spermatogenesis associated 33
Exons: 2
Coding region: 114-797 (227 amino acids)
Cellular component (GO): nucleus; cytoplasm
Source: RefSeq, a predicted model, not a curated record
UCGCGCGGCACGCGGUUGCCAUGGUAAUGAGCUCCCAGAGCGGAGUGUGGGUUUUGUGAGUCGGUCGGGUUACUGGGGCCCCGAGGCCGCCCGGUGGGGCGGCGGGGUCACCUAUGGGCCAGUCGAGAAGCAAACCCAGAGAGAAGAAAGUUGAGGAGGAAAAGAAGAGCCCUACCACUUUAGUUACAAAGUCUAAGGACAAAGUAAUGGAGAAGGAGGCCAAGCAGUCUGACAAGGACUCUCAGCCUGCCGAGAGCCUGCUGUUCGGGACAGGGACAUCCAAGCACUCGAGGCCUUCGUCGUCGUCUGAAGGUAGGAGACCCGAGGACAGCGGCCAGGUCGAGGCGCAGGGCUGGGUGCCGUCCGUGGCUGAGGAUAACGGUCCUGGACGGGAAGCAGUCGGGAGUCUGGGGUCCGCCGAGGGAGCCGCGGCGCGGGCAUCUGUACGUGGACACCCUGCUCCCGAAGGAGAAACAAGAAGAAUCUCGAGGGAUCCCCACAGUGUCCCCCGCCCCGAGAGGGUCGCAGGGUGGCCCCGGGAGGGUCCGGCCUCCCUCAGCCUGGCCACGGGGGUGGGGUGGAGGGCUUCUCAGGGAGAAAGUCCCGCGUGGGACACCUCUGGCCACGCCUUUGGUGUGAAUUGUUGGCGGCCAGACGAAGGAGGGCCAUGCACAGAGCCUCCGGGCGCCGUGGCACCCACUGUCGGAAGCAGAUCUGUUGCGGGUUUACAACAAGGGAGGCUUUGGGAGCUGCAUGCUUUGUCUUUCAGACGGCACACCUCCCCUGGAGGUGUAUGAGAAGAAGCAGGGCCCUAGGAGGGACUCCCCCAAGCUCGCAAUCCGGUGCAUCCCAGAGGUGCAUCCCAGAGGUGCAUCCCAGAGGGGCAUCCCAGAGGGGCAUCCCAGAGGGGCAUCCCAAAGGCGCAUCCCAGAGGUGCAUCCCAGAGGGGCAUCCCAGAGGUGCAUCCCAGAGGUGCAUCCCAGAGGGGCAUCCCAGAGGGGCAUCCCAAAGGCGCAUCCCAGAGGUGCAUCUCAGAGGUGCAUCUCAGAGGU